AUGAUAUGUUUUGUGGGACCAGACUUUAUUUGCGUCUUCGCUGGGGGCCAGCUUGCUUCUGCGAGGAGCGUCGUCAAGCAGUUUAAAGAGGACGAAGGUGUCCAGCAGAUUCUAAACGGCCGAAAAUGGACGCUCAGACAUGCCUUCUUUGUGGACAUGGGCGGCUUCAUUCUGACCAGCCCCGACUAUGACCAAGGCUUUCCUGUCAACGCCGAACAGCUCUUCUACCUCGUUAAGCACGGUUACAUUGACCUACCAUACCUAAGCGAAAAGGAAAUUAAAGAAAAGAGCAAGGCGGAUACAUUGUCCAAAUUGAUCACCAUCUGGCACGUCGCGUGGUUUACAAUUACGAAAUCGUGA
Molecule: messenger RNA, 360 nt
Organism: Diaporthe citri
Lineage: Eukaryota; Fungi; Ascomycota; Sordariomycetes; Diaporthales; Diaporthaceae
Exons: 3
Coding region: 1-360 (119 amino acids)
Source: RefSeq, a predicted model, not a curated record